AUGUCUCGAACACGCCAGCCAACGGGCUCAAAUCCACUCCGAACCACAACAGAGUCCUCCCAAGACUCAACAACCCACAUUCCAACCCUCAGAUUACGCGCAGAGGAAACACCAACCGACACCAGCGAAACAACCUCGUCUUCUCGACGAAUCAGAUGGAGUGAAGAUGUCGUAGAUAACGAGGGAAUGGGCAAAAAGAGCUCAAAAGUAUGCUGCAUCUACCACAAAGCCCGACCAGUGGGAGAAAGUAGCUCAGAAGAAUCCUCAUCAAGUUCAUCGGAGAGCGACAGCGAGAGCGAAGACGACCGACGCACCGCGAGAGUCAAUCGGACUCGCCACACACACUCACAUAACGGAGCGCGGGACGAGCGCGAACACGAACACAAGCACACAGGGAGUUGCGGCGAAGAUCACAAAUCUAAAUCCAAAGCGAAACCGAAGCGCCAGCGCCGGAAGCCGAGUCCGAAUGCAUAUGAGAAGAUGCCGAAGUCGUCGAGGAAUCAAAAUCAAAAUCAACUUCAUGCGCGGGGUACUUGA
This is a messenger RNA of Penicillium verrucosum, 537 nucleotides long. Its product is annotated as PPP1R11/YPI1 family protein. Gene Ontology annotation, cellular component: nucleus. The transcript has 2 exons. Gene Ontology annotation, molecular function: protein serine/threonine phosphatase inhibitor activity; protein phosphatase 1 binding. The coding region runs from base 1 to 537 and encodes 178 amino acids. The record is from RefSeq and is a predicted model, not a curated record. NCBI's taxonomy places the organism in Eukaryota, Fungi, Ascomycota, Eurotiomycetes, Eurotiales, Aspergillaceae.